Molecule: messenger RNA, 3255 nt
Organism: Dunckerocampus dactyliophorus (ringed pipefish)
Lineage: Eukaryota; Metazoa; Chordata; Actinopteri; Syngnathiformes; Syngnathidae
Gene: fbxw7
Product: F-box and WD repeat domain containing 7
Exons: 11
Coding region: 370-2031 (553 amino acids)
Biological process (GO): proteasome-mediated ubiquitin-dependent protein catabolic process; ubiquitin recycling
Cellular component (GO): nucleus; cytoplasm
Molecular function (GO): ubiquitin binding
Source: RefSeq, a predicted model, not a curated record
GUGUUUGCAGCGUGUGCAGAGGAAGAGGAGCUCUUGCUGCUCCUCCCCGCAUCUCAUCACUGCCUGCUCGGCGAGGCUGCUCCGCGGUGCUCCAGCCUCCGCGUUGACCGCCGCAUCGCGUCGUUGACACGCACACACCAACUUCCGCUUGAGAGUCGGCGGAGCUUUUGUUUUGUUUUCUCCGGUUUCGCCUUUACAUGCCGUCGCUUGGGGAUCGUACCGAACGCCCGCCAGCCCGGUGACGUGCCCCCCUCCCCUUCCCCCGAGCAUGUUCACACCAGAGACGAGCACGAGCACCAGCACCGCCCGCUAAGCCACAUUUCACCCCGCGUCACUGAGGAGCAGCACCGGACGCCUUUUCCCACCACGAUGGGGUUCUACGGCACUUUGAAGAUGAUUUUCUACAAAAUGAAGAGAAAGUUGGACCAUGGCCCCGAGGUCCGAUCUUUCCCUUCAGGAAAGAAGCCCUGUAAAGGUCCCGAGUAUCCAAGCCCUACAGGACUGGUCCCUUGCCCUGCCACGCCCACCACCUUCGGCCACAUUAGGACCGCCAACGGUCAGGGCCAGCAGAGGCGGCGGAUCACCUCCAUCCAGCCGCCCACGGGGCUCCAGGAAUGGCUCCGAACAUUUCAGAGCUGGACAGGGCCCGAGAAGUUACUGGCGCUGGACGAGCUGAUUGACAGCUGCGAGCCCACGCAGGUCAAGCAUAUGAUGCAGGUCAUUGAGCCGCAGUUCCAGCGAGACUUCAUCUCCCUGCUGCCCAAAGAGCUGGCUUUGUACGUCCUGUCCUUCCUGGAGCCCAAGGACCUCCUCCAAGCAGCCCAGACGUGUCGCUAUUGGCGCAUCCUUGCAGAAGACAACCUGUUGUGGAGGGAAAAAUGCAGGGAAGAAGGCAUCGAUGAGCCUCUGCCCCUCAAGAAGAGGAAAAUGGUCAAGCCUGGCUUCACUCACAGCCCCUGGAAGAGUGCCUACAUCAGGCAGCACAGGAUAGACACUAACUGGCGCAGAGGAGACCUCAAAUCACCCAAGGUGCUGAAAGGUCACGACGACCAUGUGAUCACCUGCCUCCAAUUUUGUGGCAACCGCAUCGUCAGCGGAUCGGAUGACAACACGCUCAAAGUGUGGUCUGCCAUCACAGGAAAGUGUCUGCGGACGUUGGUGGGUCACACAGGCGGCGUGUGGUCAUCCCAGAUGCGUGACAACAUCAUCAUCAGCGGCUCCACGGAUCGCACGCUGAAGGUCUGGAAUGCAGAGACAGGAGAAUGUAUCCACACCCUCUACGGGCAUACCUCAACCGUGCGCUGCAUGCACCUACACGAGAAACGGGUGGUGAGCGGCUCCCGGGACGCCACCUUGCGUGUGUGGGACAUCGAGACAGGCCAGUGUUUGCACGUCCUCAUGGGCCACGUGGCGGCGGUGCGCUGCGUCCAGUACGACGGCCGGCGGGUGGUCAGCGGCGCGUACGACUUCAUGGUGAAGGUGUGGGACCCCGAGACGGAGACGUGCCUCCACACGCUGCAGGGCCACACCAACAGGGUGUACUCGCUACAGUUUGAUGGGAUCCACGUGGUGAGCGGCUCGCUGGACACGUCCAUAAGGGUGUGGGACGUGGAGACGGGCAACUGCAUCCACACGCUAACGGGACACCAGUCACUCACCAGCGGCAUGGAGCUCAAAGACAACAUCCUGGUCUCGGGCAACGCGGACUCCACAGUCAAAAUAUGGGACAUCAAGACGGGACAGUGUCUGCAGACACUGCAAGGUCCCCACAAGCACCAGAGCGCCGUGACGUGCCUGCAGUUCAACAAGAACUUUGUCAUCACCAGCUCGGACGACGGCACGGUCAAACUGUGGGACCUGAAGACGGGCGAGUUCAUCCGCAACCUGGUGACGCUGGAGAGCGGCGGCAGCGGUGGCGUGGUGUGGCGCAUCCGCGCCUCCAACACCAAGCUGGUGUGCGCCGUGGGAAGCCGCAACGGCACCGAGGAGACCAAGCUGCUGGUGCUGGACUUUGACGUGGACAUGAAGUGAGAGGAGGACCUGCUGCUUCGGAGGCGGGGCUCGGGAGAAGCCGUGCGAGAUAAGCUGCUGGGCGGGGCUUACCAGCCCACGUGGGAGGAGCUUGUUGCCACGCGAGCACGUCCGAUGUACAGAGAGAUUAUUUUUGGAAAAAAAAAAUUUAAAAAGCUUAAGCCCCGCCUUCCCCCCCGCCUGCUAAAAGGAAGCAUACAGGAAGGCCUGGAGAGGAAUUUCAGCCAGGAAGAAGGAAACGCUCCCAUUCUUGUUCCCGUUCUGCUCCUUGACACACCAAGAGGUUCCUCCUGUUCCUCUGUGGUUGGGAAUUCCAUCUCUCCAAGCGGUCAGUCAGUCCGGUCUUUGCUUUCAGUUCAGCCUGCCGACUCCCACACUCGCUGGCAGGCCCAAGAGGCUCCACCCACCCACCCACGGCCAAACUGUACCAAUGCUGCUAGACGAAAAGACUUGCUGUGACGUUUUAGUCCCAGGCCAAAUUCCAAAAAAAAAAAAAAAAGUUUUUUUUUCUUUUUGCUUUUUUGCCACUGAAACUUGAGCCAAACGUGCCUCAACGAGGCGGAGAGAGGACAGAAGACGGGAGGGAGGGGGCGGACGCUUGGUGGCGUGCAUGAGUGCGAAAGGACACAUUCCUUGGGACACACGACAGUGAACAAGCAGUCCUGGUGUGUGUGCGUGCGUGUGUGUGUGUGUGUGUGUGCGUGUGUCCCGUUGAAAGAUGUCCCAUCACACGCUUCUACUGAUGGACGCCGUGUUUGAGUCGCUGGAGAAGAGAGAUUGAAAAGAGAGGAAAAACCCCAACAUUGUAGCCAAACUCUCCAAAAGUCCCAAGCAGAACUGUGAAGAGGUUUAACACUGUAUAGUACAAAAACACAACUUGGCUCUUUCUCCUCCUCUUCUCCCGCUCUUUAAUUUAUCAUCUGGUUUGACAAAUCAGAUUUAUUGCAGGUGUUUGUUUUGGAUUUGGAGCUUGGUUUUUUUUUUUGGUUUUCUUUGUUCAUGUAAAGAAAAAAAGAGGACUAGACCAGAAAAAACCUUAAAGGGAUUAUUGUGUAUUUGUUUCUUUUACUUAGAAUUUUAUUUUCUUAUAACUUAAAGUGCAAUAAAAAUGUGGGGUUUUGUUUUUUUUUUGUUGUUUUUUUUUUCAUUUCAAGCACAUGUGUUGUCUGUUUUGUUACAUGUGAAGGAAUCUUCUAUGUCGAAUAAAGCAAAUUAUUUGGGUAA